Messenger RNA from Tupaia belangeri chinensis (Chinese tree shrew), 1004 nucleotides. RefSeq names its product olfactory receptor 13C2. Gene Ontology annotation, molecular function: G protein-coupled receptor activity; olfactory receptor activity. NCBI's taxonomy places the organism in Eukaryota, Metazoa, Chordata, Mammalia, Scandentia, Tupaiidae. The record is from RefSeq and is a predicted model, not a curated record. Gene Ontology annotation, biological process: G protein-coupled receptor signaling pathway. Bases 1 to 957 code for a protein of 318 amino acids. Gene Ontology annotation, cellular component: membrane. The transcript has a single exon.
AUGGAAUGGCACAAUCAAACCGUUUUGGUGGAAUUUUUUCUGAAGGGACUUUCCGGUUACCCAAGGCUUGAGCUCCUCUUUUUUGUGCUAAUCUUAAUAAUGUAUGUGGUCAUCCUUCUGGGCAAUGGCACCCUCAUUUUAAUCAGCAUCUUGGACUCUCACCUUCACACUCCUAUGUACUUCUUCCUGGGGAACCUCUCGUUCUUGGACAUCUGCUAUACCACUACCUCCAUUCCCUCCACUCUGGUGAGCUUCCUGUCAGAAAGAAAGACAAUUUCCUUCUCUGGCUGUGCAGUGCAGAUGUUCCUAGGCUUGGCCAUGGGGACAACUGAGUGUGUGCUCCUGGGCAUGAUGGCAUUUGAUCGCUACGUGGCUAUCUGCAACCCACUGAGAUAUCCCAUCAUCAUGAGCAAGGAUUCCUAUGUGCCCAUGGCAGCUGGAUCCUGGAUCAUAGGAGCUGCCAACUCUGCAGUACAAACUGCAUUUGCAGUAAAAUUGCCUUUCUGCAGGAAUAACGUUAUCAAUCAUUUCUCCUGUGAAAUUCUGGCUGUCAUGAAAUUGGCCUGUGUUGAUAUCUCAAACAAUGAGUUCAUCAUGCUAGUGGCCACGACAUUGUUUAUAUUGACACCACUGAUACUAAUCAUUGUCUCUUAUACAUUAAUUAUUGUCAGCAUUCUGAAGAUUCGCUCCUCUGAGGGAAGAAGCAAAGUCUUCUCUACCUGCUCAGCCCACCUGACUGUGGUUAUUAUAUUCUAUGGGACCAUCCUCUUCAUGUACAUGAAGCCUAAAUCUAAAGAGACACUUAAGUCAGAUGACUUGGAUGCUACUGACAAACUUAUAUCCAUGUUCUAUGGGGUGAUGACUCCCAUGAUGAAUCCUUUAAUUUACAGCCUCAGAAACAAGGAUGUGAAGGAGGCAGUAAAACACCUACUUAGAAGAAUACUUUUAAAGAAGUAAAUGGAAAGAGACUGAGCAGGUACUGUUAUAAUCAGUGUGGAAAUCAA